Molecule: messenger RNA, 12142 nt
Organism: Drosophila nasuta
Lineage: Eukaryota; Metazoa; Arthropoda; Insecta; Diptera; Drosophilidae
Gene: RhoGEF3
Product: Rho guanine nucleotide exchange factor 3
Exons: 14
Coding region: 16-11277 (3753 amino acids)
Cellular component (GO): cytosol
Molecular function (GO): protein binding; histone acetyltransferase activity; guanyl-nucleotide exchange factor activity
Source: RefSeq, a predicted model, not a curated record
AGCUAACGCGUGAGUAUGGCAACGGAAACCUUUUUGGAUCUGGCUUAUGAGCGUGCCAAAUCGACGAAACGUCCCCUGAGACCGAAGCUGCUUAAGCUAACGGAUGUUGCCACCCCGCACCGGAGUCGCAAGAAAACGAAAGUGAAGUCCAAGGACCGUUCGACAACGGUGCGUGACCGCAUCUAUGAUGAUCCCGCCUACACCGAGGACAUCAGUCACCUGGCCAAUCCCUUGCGACGCAGCAGCAUCUCGGGGAAAUCGUCGUCGCAGCUCACAGGCGCGGAGCCAAUGCCCAGCAGCAGUUCGUUGGGCAAACGCAGUCAGUUGACCAAAGACUUUCUCAAAUAUGCCGUCAAUAAACCGCUCAAAACGAGCAACAACAGCAGCAGCAAUGCAGCUGCAAUUAAUGUGGACUAUGACUUUGAGUCGAGCAGCUCGGACAAUGAGCCUCCGGAGCCGUUGAAGGAGGCGAGCAUUACGCGUCGCGUGCUGAGCCUGGAGCGAAGUUUGGCUGCGGCGUGCGAGAAGAACGAGAAGAAGUCGUUGUCGGCACAGAAACGCAGCUCGAAACAGAAACGCAAUCUGAGUUUGGACAACAGCCGCAAGGCUGCACAAUCGCAACAACAACAAUCCACCGAGUCUUCUGCUCGCAGUCGCAAGGAAUUGUCGCGCAGCAAUCGCAGCAGUAAGCAACAACAACAACAACAACAAUAUCUGGAGGCAACCGAACAGGAUGACGAUAGAUAUUCGUUGCGCAGCUCGGCGCAGAAUUCGGCAGCCACAAUGCCCGUGGAGACGGCAGCCAAGCUGCCAAUUGGUCGGCGAUUUCUGCGUGGCGAAAUUGGUAUCAAAAGCUUUAACUAUUAUCUGUUGAAAGAGGGCUUAAAGAGCUCCAAGAAACUGGACAAACAGCGCAGUGCAGGCGACGCAUCGCAGACAACGGGCAACAAAGGCAGCGGCAGCCACAGCAACAGCAGCAACAAUGUGAAGCAGUUGCAUACGCGCAGCGAGGAGAAUAUUUAUGAGGAGAUAUUCUUUAAGGAGACAGCAGCCAGCAGCAAGCAGGACAACAACAGUCUGUCAGACCAACAACAACAACUAACAGCAGCAGUUGCUGCGGUGCAAUCUGAUGAGGAGCAACAUCACCACCAACAACAACAACAUCAACAGCAGCAGCAAUGCUUAAGCGAUGCCUCUGCUGGUGGCGUCUAUGCGGAUUGUGAGCUGUGCAUGCAGCAAUGCAGCAAAGAGAAUUGCAAGUAUUGUUUGCCCGCAAACGUAGCCCAGCAGCAGCAGCAACAACAACAGCAACAACUGACAGAAAAUGUGCAGCACGUGGAGCAAACGAGCGCCGCAGCAGCAGCAGCAUCAGCAGGUGGUUUGCCUGCUGCGCACAUACUCGAGUUUCAAUCGUACAAUCCCAACAAUCCGGGUGUCUAUAAAAUUGAGACAACACCCGUGGCCAUCACUGGUGAAUACAAUCCGAUAUUGCAAUUCCAGCAAUCGUCGGCGACAACCUCCACCUCGGCCACGACCACGCCCAGCGAGCAGCAGCUGCACCACCAACUACAACAGCAACAUCACCACCAGCAGCAACAACAUCAGCAACAGCAACAACAACAGCAGCAGCAGCAGCUUUACAACAGCUUCUAUCAGCAGCAGGCGCCGCACAAGACUUAUGGUCAGCAUUAUGCGGUGGGAGGCAGCCUGUUGCUAGCGCAGCUGCCACCACGACGACAACAACAACAGCAGCAACAGCAACAUCAUAGCCAACAACAGCAACCGGGUUACAUUGUGAGCUAUCAGAAUGGCUCGGGCAGCGCUUCAGUGCAUCGCCUGAAUACGAAAUCCUCCUCGUCCAGCGAUUCGCUGCCCUAUCACAAAUACAACACAAUGGCUCGCCUUGAGGCGAAUGUUUAUGCUGCUCCCGGCACUGGAGAUCUUUACUAUGCCAUUGGCGCCCAGCCGUUGCAUCCGCUGAUGUAUGCCGCCAGUCGUCCGAUUGGAGGCUCUCAGAUACUCGUGGAUCAAUUCGAAUCUCCGCAGAUGUAUAAAAGCGAUUCACGUGCUUCGAUACUGAGUGAAUUCUCGCUGAGAAGCAGCGACAACUCGCAGCGUUAUACACAUCGCUAUCCGCAUCGCUCGAGUUUGUUUUCGACCCACGGCAAUGCGCAUCAGCGACGCUACUUUGGCAGCACCGAGAGCUGUCGCAUUGGCUAUGAUUGUCGUCGUUGCAGCUUGGAUGGCGGAGUGAUGGCUGCUGCCACUGCGGGCAUGGGCGUGGCCAAUGGCUUGCCUGGGGAGAAGUGCAGCUACUCGGACAAUUGUCGCAACUAUGAGUGUCGCAAUUGCGAUUGCUCUUCGAGCUAUUUUAGCUCUGACUUUGAUGACAUCUAUGGCUCAAUGGCACGUGGCGGCAGCAGCGGAAUUCCACGCAAAACUGCAGCUGGCACUUUGCCAUCGAGUGGACCCGCUGAGCCAGCGGAUUACGAGCAGGCUUCGGCUCCUUUACUACCACAGCCAGCGCCACAAAUGGAUCUGAAGCAGAACAAGUAUGCGAUGGACUUUUUCAAGCAUGUGAACGAUGUGAAGCGCAGCAUUUAUCAAUCGGAGAUGCAGCGCAACAACAGCUUGGAAUCAACGCGUCGCAUCAAUCGCACGGGCAACAGCAACAGCUAUAACAGCAACAGCAACAAUCCCAAGGCAAGUCCCAAGCGUUCGGUGUCGCAGCCACAGGAGUCAACUUUGGUGGUGACAACGCUGCCGCUGAGCAAAGGACGCAGCUCAACGGCAACUGCAACAGCAACAGCCAUAAAGCCAACGCCAGCGCCACGCACAAGUCUGCAGCAGCAGCAACCACAAACGGCAUCUGAAGAUGCCACGCCCACGCCCAGCAAGCGGCAGCCGCAGCCCACCGAGCGGCGAGAGUAUCCAUCGCUAGAUCGUUUGGUGGCUUCCACCACAGGAGCAAUACCCAAGCGUCAAAGUCGCGCCGAAGAUGAACCCAAGAGCAGCAGCAGCAAAAGCAAGUCCAAGCACAAGGAAGAAAGACGUGAACGCAGUGCGCCAGCCACAGCUGCAGCAUCGACAACAACAGCAACCGGAUCAGCAACAGCAGCAACCAACGAGACAGCAACAGCAACUGGCACAGCUGGCAAGCGACAUCAUCGCUCGAACAGUGGCAAAUCGCAUGGCAACUCGAGCAAUCCGUUGCCAAAUCAACGACGCAAGGACAUUCCAGCGCCGCCGCCGCCAUCGCCGGCUACCUACUCGGAUCUGCAGGAGCUGAAGGCCAACAUGGAGGGACUGCAGGACGACACCAAAUCGCAGUCGCGUUCACUCGAAAGCGAGACGAGCGAAACGCCCACAACGACAACGCUGGCUAGCAAGUUGCAGCCGCCUGCACUUCCUGCAACGCUGCGAGAACCAGCAACAGCAACAGCAACAACAGCAGCAGUAGCAACUGCAUUAGCUGCAACGCCGGAAAUGCCAGUCAAGUGCAGUGCAACAAUGGCGCCCAAAAGUGCAACGGAAGCGGAAGACGACGACGUGUUCUACGAUGCGCGCAGCGAGGACUCGGCUGGCGCUCAAAGUGUCGUCUCCACAACAGCAGCAACAGCAACAGUAGCAGCCACAGCAGCAACAGCUACAACUACGACAGCAACAACUGAAGCCAUUAGUCAGCUAAGACAACAGAGCAAGGAUGUGGCACAGUCGCUGUCUCAGUCUCAGUCUCUGUCGCAGUCGCAGUCGCUGCCGAAGAAGCGUGAGCAGUCCGGCAAAUUGACACAAGCGGCAGUAACGACCCUGACAAAGGAUAACAGCGACUCGCAGCUGUCCAAGGACGUUGUGGAAAGCGCAAUGCCAAAUGCUGCAGCAACAGCAGCAGCAACAGCGACAGCAACGGGGAGUCAAAAGCCAACAAAUGAUGAUGAGCGCAGUGAAGCAACAACUGAUGAUGUUGCUGGCAACACGAAAAGUGGCGACACAUGUUGCGCCAGCGAGGCGGGCGAAUGUGAAGCAACAGUCAAAACAAACGACGAACAAGCGAGCAAAACAAAACGCAAUAAUGUGACUGGCAGUGCGGCGGCGUCUGCAAAUGUUGCCGCAACAUGUGCGGAGGGGCAAUCAACCAGUUUGUUGCCAGCAACAAAUGUUGCCAACAUCGCUACCAGCAACAGCAACAACAACAAGUUGGACAACAACAGCAGCCAGUCUGGUAGCAACAACAACAACAACAACAACAGCAAGAGCGCUGGCAACGACAACGACAAAGACUCAACAACCAUUGGAGCAACAUUGGAGCUCGAGUUCAGUUGCAAGUCGGAACACACGGACAGCGCAACGCUGACGAACAGUGAGGGGCCUACACUGACUACAACUACAACAACUACUGUGAGACCAGACUACUCCUGCCUCGACUCGAGUGAGGCACAAUCGGACGAUAGUCAUCUGACACGCGAUUCAGUGACUCGAGAAUCGCAGAACGACGAGCUCUCCUCCUCGACGCUUGAUAAGCUCGAUCUGAGCACUUUGCCGCUGCCCGCGUUGCCACCGAAGCGUCGUCGCACUCGAUCUCGGGCCAGUCCGUCGAAGCAUCGCUUGGAGAACAACAACAGUGGGGAACAUGCUGCCGAUGGUGGCGUGGAUAAAUCAGGCGCAGCUCAAGUGCAGCCACAUCGCAGCAAGUCAAGGCAGCAGCAGCAACAGCAGCAGCGUGAUACGUUGCAGGAUACUGUCAAAGCAGAGCUAUUAAACGACAACCACAUAAAUCAACAGCAGCAGCAACAACAACAACACCAACAGCAGCAACAACAUCUUUCGGCAUUCCAGCAAUACGUUGCCAAGCGACGCGAAAGUCUUGAGGCAUCGACGCGCAACUUCAACGAGAAGCUGGAGGCACGCAGAAUGCUCUACCACAUGGGUGGUAAUGGAGCUGGCAAUGCAACCGGAGCUGGGGCACCGCACUCAACGCCCUCCGAUGUGCCCACCUAUCUGUUCGGUGAGCACUUCUACGGCAUGCCGGGGGCAAUGCGCAAAGCCACCUCGCCGGCGGGCAACAAGGAAGAGAUCUUCUUGAACAAAUCCGGCUGGGUUCAGGUGAGCACUAAACUGAACAAUGAGAACAAGAGUCGCCGCCUCAACUAUGCCCAUCAGAAUGGCGGCGAUUCACGCAGCGCCAUUCGGGCCAUGCAAAUGGAGCAGCUGCGUCGUCAGGAGCUUGGACGUCAAGCGUUUGUCCAUCAGCCCGCCAGCUUGUGCGAACGUGAACCCAAGUUUGUGGGCUCAAAGGUGGAAGAGCUCAUUCAACGCAAUGAGGCACGCUUGAGUGGCAUGUCAUCGCGUGAUCCCGCGUUGCGUCCUGGCUAUCGAAUUCUCGAUCCGCAGCUGGCGAGCAUAUUGAAUGAGCGUCCCGGGUUUUUGCCCGUCAAGAGUCCCAACGAUCUGGAAUCACCGCCACCCAUUACGCCCAUACUGUCGCCUCCGCCCGCUUUCCAGGACAACAGCAGCAACAGCAGUCGACCCCCGAGACAUCCUGAAAGACGUAAGGUCACCCGGCAAUCGCAUACGCUGCUGCAGCAGCCACGGGUGUUGCAACCACCACCGCCACAGCAACAGCCACAGCAUCAUCAUCAGCAGCAGCAACAGAUUCCGCAACAAUUGCCACACAAACCCCAGGGCAUGGUCUUCUCCCGCAGCUUUGAGUACGACACGCGACGUCCGGCGGCCAGCAACAGCUAUGUGGAGACUUUUUCGAGGAGCUUCGAUGGCAAUCUCUCAGAGCGUCCAUCGGUGAUGCCUUCGCUCGCUGUGCAACGCGAACGUUCGCUCAACUUUAGCACGCUGACCGGCAACUCACCGAACUACUUGACCAAACGCGAGGGCAGCGGCACAAUACCUCCAGCAGGUGGCGGAGGAAUAGGAGGCGGAUCAAUUGCUGCUCCAGCUGGCAGCAAUCGUUCGUUGCGCAGUCGCGACAAUUCACCAAAGUAUCUGCAGCCACAGACCACAGCCUAUCUGAAUGCAUCGGUGAAGGAGGCGCCGCCCGCCUACAGCGUCGCGAGUGUCGCCAAUUUGGCCAAGUAUUCGCCACGGUCGCGACACGAUCGCACCUUUGAGCGUUCCAAGAGUCACAAUGUAAUUGGACGUUCGCGGAAAUCGCAAUUCAGUCGCCUGGGCAACAACGGUGGCACAGCUGCUGCCGCGCCGCUGCCCGUUGCCCUCGGCAUGUCGCGCUUCCGCAGCCUCGAUACUACCAUCAACAACCGGCUCAACUCGUGCGACAGCGGUGCGCGUUCAGAUCUUUCCAACGACGAACUGGACAACGAGGACGGCAGCUCCACGGAGUUCCUCUCGGCGACCAACUAUCAAUUCCCAAAUGUGUCCGCAGGCAGCAUAAGCAUUUCACCGUUUAAAACCCAACGUCAACGUUCCCUCACACCCGAUCGCAACGAUUCACAUAGUUCGUCGAGCAGUUUGCGCAAACAACGUUCGCUGACUCCUGAAUCGCGUUCUCUGACGCCGGAGGAGCGACGCAAGAAGGGUUCACAGGUGUCGCUGAUGAGUUCGCGUCAGAAUUCGAGUUCACGGAGUAAUACACUAGAGCGGAGACAGCGUCACGAGGACAAGACACCGCCAACCAUAUCGAGGAGUUCGUCCAGUUCCAGUUACAGUGGCGGCGAAUCCCAUGAACCCUUGAACGGAAGUCCCAGCACAGCGGUGGUCACAGCUUCGGUUCCAACUGGAGGAAAUAGUUAUCGUCGUGCCGUGGGACGUAGUGCAUCCAAGCAACAGCAGCAACAACAGCAGCAGGCGGAGCAAGAGCAUCUGAUUCGACGGUCCAGCAGAUCCCUUCAACUGAGCGAACGUUCGCCGAAUCGCGGCCACAAAUCGGUGGUAUGCGUGGGAGGCGCUUCCCCGCAGCAGCAGCAGCAACAACAACAGUCUGGCGUGCACUAUCAACAGUCGAAUUCUGGCCACUUCAGCAGCUCCAUGCGUGGCAGCAAAAUGCUGCCCAGCUCCAAUGGGCAAUCGACACGCUUGCGGCAAAGCGAUGUGGACAAGGCGUGCUCCUUUGACUUUGACUACAACAACUACAAUCGAGGAGGCGGCGGUGGAAGUAAUGCAGUUGGUGGAGGCAGUGCUGCAACAGCUCGUGGGGCACACACGAGCGGCAGUGGGGGCGACAGCGGCAGCAAUCAAAAUCUGCGUCUAGACUUUGAUAAGAGUCGCUCCUUCGACGAGGAUUAUCGCGAGGCGCUGCUCAACAAUAAUGGUGGAGGUGGAGGACGCUUCUUGCAGCCUGGCAACGAGGCAAGCACUUCUUCCGGUCGUUUGAGGCAAUCGAAUUCCCCGGUUGGUGGCCAUGAGCGGAACACAACACGUUCGCCGCAAUCCUCGGGCUCCUCAUCGAACAAUCUGCAUUUGCCGUCGCGUCGCACGAGCAGCCCCCAAAGCUAUGGCACCCGAUUGUGUGAUCACGAAUUGACUUACGACAUGUUGCGUAAGUCUCCGAUCAUGAAUUUCCGACGUGGGGAUAGUGAUUACGAGUUGCCAGUGCAGCUGCGCAAUCGUGAGACGAUCAACUCGGGUGGCAACAGCGAGCUGAACUUUAUGAGCAACGAGACGCGGAUCUAUGAGCAUCCCACAACGGUCCUGAAACCGCAGCGUUCGAGUUCGCGUGAAGAGCACAUGUACAGGCAGACAGCGCCAUCUCGCGGCAGCAGUCCAAAGAAAUGCCGGGAGAGUCUGAACUCCUGCGACUAUUGGCCACGCUGCGCCUCUUGCAGCAACAACUUGCAACAUUCCGCUUCCUCACCGGCCGUGCAACAAAGUUUGCAGACGCAGCAACACCAGCACGUCUCCACGGUGGCCGUAAAUGUGAAUGUCAUUAAAUUGGACAUGUGUGAGGCAGCAGCCACGACACCACCAACAACAACAACUACAGCCAGCAAAUGCUUGACACCCCAAUGGACUUUAUUGUGUGAUAGCGUGCCCCCAAUGGCAGCAGCUGGUAAGGAUCGUCGUCAGCCAACGGCCGUCAUCAGGCCACGUGUCAUUCCUUUGGCAGCCAGUUCGCUGGUGCUCUUAGGAGAUUGCGAUCUGGCGGAAAUUUCCAACAGCGGGGAAAACAAGACGACAAGCGAGCCAACAAAUCAACAGUGCCAACAGCCGGCGGCAAGUGGCAAUAAACGGGACCUCGCCGCCAUAUUGACAGAGGCAAACAGCAAUGGCGACAACCGGAAGCGGCAACAGCAACGACAACAGCAACAUCAACGACAGCGCAGCCAUUCACUGCCCGAAAGAAGUCCGACAGCAGCAGCAGGAACAACGGCAAGUGAGCAGCUGCUAACGACCCAAACAGUUGUGGGUUUGCCCAAAAGCGGCAAGGAUGACGUCAACGUAAUUGGCAUCAGGUGUAACGGCUUUGGCGAAUGUCUGUCGCAGCAAAUGCGCGCCAUCUCGAGUCCCACGCUGACCGCAACAGCCAAGCCCCAGGAUGAGUUGAAACCAACAACAGCAGCAACACCAGUUGAGGUGGUCAGCAACUCAGCAACGCAUAAUGGAGGCAGCAGCUUGGGCGUCUUGCAGAAAUUCAAACGCACAUUGCACAAUCUGAACAAUCGCAAUCAGCUGCAGAUUACGCCGCUGCCAGGAGCAGGAGCUGGAGCAGCUGUCACCACUGUCGAUGUCAAGACAUCGCCCACAACGCCAACGGUGUCAAUCACACCAGCUGCACCGCAAACUGAGGAUAACAGCAAUACUGCAAACUCUGCCGGCGACAGCAGCUCAGCCAAGUAUCGCUUUGGGCCGCUCAUUUGGCGUUCAUCGAAGGAGCGUCGCAAGACCAAAUUCAAUCGACGCGACAAAUGCAAUUCCGGUGAUUCGGGCAUACAAAUCGAACUCGAACAGGACGAACAAUAUGCCCGUGUCCUCCAACAACCAGGUGCAGUCCAUGCGAGGACUAGCACUCCGAACACAGCGGAGGCAAAGGCACGAACCAUUCGACGCACUCACUCCGCGAAGGCGAGCAGUCUCCUGGAGCAGGUGGCUGGGAAGCCGCCGGUGCACAAGCAACUCGAUUUGGGCAGCGCCUGCAGCAUUGAGCGUGAGGCACCCGAAUCGCUGCCAACGAGAUCGCUCAGCCAACCGAAUGGCCUGGAGACAUAUGGCAUUCGACGGACUGAUGUCGAGGAUAGCGACAGCGAUAGCGUUGCCUCACACGAUGAAGCCAACAGCUACUAUCCCAUUUAUGCGGAAGUGCUGUACAACUUCACCGCGGCUGGACCGCAAGAGUUGGGCCUGGAGCGUGGCACACUCAUCGAGAUAUUACGGAAGGAGGUCGGUCCCUGGUGGUUUGGUCGCAUCAAGAAGGAGGAUGCCAGCCUAGUGGAGGAGAUACUCGAUCCGGAACUGGGCUGGUUCCCCAAGGACUUUGUGCGCAUCAUUCACAGUCCCGAAACCGAUGCGUUCUACAAUCUCCAAAAGCCAACGACGCGUCACGAGGAGGCGGAGGAAGCAACCGAAGCAGUCGAAUGCUGCGAUGUCGUUGUGGAUGACAGUGAAAUGCCAGUUCCAGUUGUGGAUUUGAACAGCAGUAGUGGCAGCAACGAGGAUGAGGCCAACAACACCAUGACCAUGGAUCAGAGCAAUAUAACAACCAUUGUGAUCGAAUCACCGCCCAGCGAUGCGAUGCACGCAUCAACAACAACAACAACAACACCCUCGGCACGCAUCGCUGUCCCGCUCGACAAUUGCGAUGUUCUGCGUCGCAGUGCUGUGAGGGAACUGCUCGAAACUGAGGUCAAUUACGUCAAGCUAUUGGCAGCCAUAUGCGAUGGAUACUUGCCGGCGAUGAGCAAACGCAUCGAUAUAUUCUCACCGAACAGCAUUCGCCUGAUCUUCUCCAACAUCACAGCCAUCUACAAGUUUCAGCGUCGAUUCCUCGAGGCGUUGCGCAAAGGCAUCGAACAGAAUCAGCUGUCCAAGGUCUUUCUCAAGAUGCACAAAGGAUUCCUUUGCUACUCCACGUACUGCAAUGCGUACCCACGUGCACUCAUCGAACUCGAAUCCUACGACCGCAUCAAAGAUGCACGCACCAUCUUAGAGAACUGUCGUGAGUCGCAGAACCUUGCGGAGCUGCCGCUCUCGGCGCAUUUGCUGGCGCCCGUGCAGCGCAUCUGUCGCUAUCCGCUGCACCUCAACGAGAUUAUCAAGUCUGCUUUAAGCAACAACGGCACCAACGAUGAGGUGGAUGGUCAAACUGAGACACUCGACUGCGAGCAGCAUGAUGUGUUCCAACUGGAUGUGCCCGAUACCCACGACAUGGUGAAUCGUGCGCUCGAGAAGAUGCGCGGCAUCACCGAAGCUGUCAACGAAGGCAAACGCCACAGCGAGACAAUAGCUCGGCAUCAGGCUAGUUUUCAGAACUUCAAGGGGCCGCCACUGCAUCUGCAUAGCACACGCUUCUUUCUGCAAGUGGAUGCCACACGCCAGAAGCAGAAUCUGUGGAACACCAGCUGCACGCUGUUUCUGUUCGACAACCAGCUGAUCUACUGCAAGCGGGACAUCAUCAAGCGGAGUCAUUUCAUCUACAAGGGACGCAUCUUCCUCGAUCGCUGUCGUGUGGUGAAUGUGCGCGAUGGCAAAAUGUUUGGACACACCAUCAAGAAUUCGCUGCGCAUCUAUUGCGAGUCUCGAGACAAGUGGUAUGACUUCAGUUUCCGUUCGGCGAAUCGCAAGCAUCGCUUUCUCAAUACGCUCGCCCUGGAGCGUAACUUUGGCGGCAAGGCGUUGUACGUCUCGGAGAUGGCUGGCUGCGAAUACAACUACGAUGAGCGACCCGGGGACUAUUCGGAUCAAUCGGAUUACGAGCUGCCAGACUGUGAGCAAGCCCAUGGCGGAGGCACGUCUGCAAGUGGCGACAGUUCAGUGCCCGAUUCGCCAGCCAAGUCGCCGUAUCGCUCUUGCGAUACGCUGCCAAAGAAAUCGCAAUCCCGCGAUGGCAUUGCGAAUGCCAAUUCGAAUAGUUCGAAUGGCUCCCAAAUGCUGUCGACCACAUCGACCGGUUCACUCGGACGUCGUCGCAUUGGCAAUUGGUUCCGCAAGCCAAAGAGCACCAAUUGCACACCGAGUCAGUCGCCCACGCACAAGCCGGGCUUCGAUGCCGAUGUCACGCUGACGGCAGCACGUGUGGCAGCCAUCGAAAUGGUGGAAGCCGCUGCCGCACAGCAGCAACAACAACAGCAGCAAGAGGUGGACUCAUCAUUUGCUUAGUCACAUAAAUACUACACACAUACUAUUUAUACAUAAUUAUUAUUUGAAGGCAACAAGAAAAAUGCAAAAAUAGAAAUCGCAAUCACAAUUGCAAUUGCAAUAAUCAUACAACCAAUAUACGAGUACGAUACGUAGAAAGUCGUCGUAGUGGGGGGGCGGGGGCGGGGGCGGGGCAUGAGAGCACGGCAAGAAUUGCAACAAAAAAAGCGUGCACGAUAUAAGUAUAUAAAAAGAUAUUUGUUAUUAUUAUAAAUUACAUAAUAUUUAAACUGCAUUUACUAAUAGAGAGCGAAUACAGGUACGGCAACUACUAUUCGUAUCAUUUAAGUUAAGUUUACUCUGAUAUUUACUAUUUCCAUUCAUUUUUUGUUAUGGUGUUUCCAACUAUUUGUUUCUUCUGAUAUCAUUAACCAAAAUCCGACAAGUCUGUUAUCUGUAUAUAAUUAAUUUUGAUUCUUGUCAUAAGCUUAAAAUAAAUAUGUUUUGUUUCUAAUCGUUUAUAAAGUCGUUUUUCUUUUCGUUUUUUUUUCUGUUUUCUGAUAAUUUAUCAUUAUUUCUUUUUUUUGCACCUGUUAUUCUUUUGGCGCCUUCAGAGCUCCAAGCAAUGGAAUUAAACACCUGGUAAAAAAAAAAAAAAAAUGCGGAAGUCCAAAACUUAGCUGGAAAUUAAUGAAAUGAAAUUAGACAUUUUAUAGCAUAUACAAAAGAACAUACAUACAUAUUCAUAGGCAUUAAUAAUAUGCGUUAUAUAGCCAUAAUUUAAAAUAAAAUGUAGUUUCAAUGAGUUACAAAACAUAGAGAAAAAUAUUAAGCGAGCAUUAUUCAAUUAAAUUGUUCCUUGUGAAUUUGGUCAAAAAAAAGAAAA